GCUGGUGAAAUGCAAAUUCUGGGAUGGUUUUGUUUAUAUUUAGCUUGAACGAGUAGACCCUGAAAAGCUUGCUUUUCUGAGCUUUUGUUUGACUAAAUCAGUCACAAUUCCUUAUUGUUUGAAAAUUUGGUAAUUAUAACCUCCCUGACGGCUUCCCGUCAAGUAGAUGGGAUUGAGAUCAUAUUACAAAUGCGGGAAAGAGGAGCAAGCAGAGUGCAUGUAGUCUUGUGGAGCGGAGCACGAGUUUAUUCUGGCUGAUUCCUCCACUAAAUUCUUCGCAUUUCAUCCCAGCCUGAAUUCAUUUUGAGGUAGGCAUUUGAGAAACAUUUUUGGACACAUAGGCGCCAAAUUGUUUAAGAGACCACGUGAAUGUUUUGCUUUCAAUUAUUUAUCGAGAAUGUGAGUUACUCAAUCCCAGUGGUUUCCAUCCAGUGUGCAUGUGGCAACAUCAUGGCCAGUUCAUGCGUUUACUUUGCGUUUGUUACAUGUGUCAUUUCUUUCCUGCAAAGCAUGGGGAUACAUUUUUCUCUCUUAUAUAUAAUGCCUUCGAAAUAAUACGUAAUUUGAAUAUUCACUUUAUUUUGAAAGGUGCUUUUAAUAUUUCAAAAAUGUAACGAAAUAUAAUUUCAGUGGAUACCCCAAAGUUGCUAUUUUUAUCUCGCAGAUGAAAUCCGUACGUGACAAGUGAAUCAAGGGGAUCGGAAAUUGUGGUUCCAUUCGACCGUUCAUUAGUGAUUCCGUUUCUAAACAUUUCAGGAAGGCUAAGAUACUCUGCCGGAACAAUGUCGAGCUUCAUUCGCCGGCAAUGCAUACACAAGGUCAUUACACAUCCUCUCGAUAACAAUCUUUUACCGGAUCGGAGGUUAAUUCAAAACCCCCCUUAUAAAAUGCUCUUUUGUUUUCCUGAAGCUAUCGAUAUGUUUUUAAUGUACAAUGAUCUGCUAGCCUGUCUUCGUAUUGACUUUAUAAAUCUCGUUAUUUCUGUAGAAAAAUAUAAUAGGUGAAUAAUUACGAACGUUUCAUAUUUUAUGCCCGAUUUCGCACAUAGGUCCAUACAUCGCUCGUCCAACUACAGAAACUACCAUGGCCCCUGAAGUAAAAUCCAAAGCAAAGCGGACUUCGGGUCAAACGAUGCGUUUGAGGAAAAAGCGCUGGUUUCCAUCAGGAAUAAAGGCUGACAGUAAAUAUGUUGGUGAGUCUUAUUUGUAUUCUUAUAGGUCCUCAAAAAAUAUAUCCUGUUUCUGUGGUAAUGGAUGAUAACAAGCGGUCAAGUUUAAAGAAACUUAAGUGGUUUCCAGAGAGGCAGAUCCCACGCAGUCCAUUACAUAAAUUACACCAUUGUACAUUCAAUGUGGUUCAAGGGUAUGACGAAUGGUCAGAGCAAUGGAGUUCAGAUCCGACCAGAGUGGUUUCUGUGCUCUUCCGCCAUGUUUUAAAAUUGUGAUCAUGCCCUUUCUCCUUCCUCAAUUUCUCCUAUCUUACAUCCAGCAGCAUGCAGUGCUUUUACUGGCAACUUCAUGCUGGGAACCACUAGCACAGGAAGACCAGUUUUAUCAGUAUCAAGAGGUUAUCUUGGGCGCGAUCCAUUCAACCAAACUUUCCGGAAAUUUCGGUCCAAAACUCAAUGGAUCAGUUCGGUCCAACCGGAAAAGUUUCGAAAAAACGGGUCCACCUUUUGAGGUGGUCCUCUUUUUUCGGUCGGACCAGUCUGAAUUUUGGUCGAAUGGAUCGCGCCCCUUGCAUAACAGUGGUUGUUUCUCUAAGGCAGUCCCAGCUCAUGACUGUCAACUCUCCAAAGGACUGCCCUUUUAUCUCACUGACCUAACUGUGGUUUCUUGUUUUGAGGGCUAGAGUAAACACAGUUGCAAUCUUGAGUUUCAUCAAAAAUUGAAACCAUUAAGCAAUAUAUCAAGUAAUCUGUCCAACUGAUUCCCCUGACAAAAUGUACUCGUUCCUUGCAUAGCACUGUUCAGCCUAAGUGCAAGUUUGACAAGAUUUGUGGGGCACAGGAGGAAGGGUAGAAUGCCCUAAGUUCUUUUCAAGAAGACGGAGCCCCUUUUCAUUCCAGCAGCAAUAUUUUGAUAUUUUUGAUAUUCUUGUACCUGCUUCCUUGCGGGCUAAGAUGCCUUAGGUGAGAUAACCCCUCUGGGUGCUCUAUGUUCUUCUACAGGCGCACUUGCUUCAUUUAGUCCCCUACAAAACAAUCCUACUUUUUCUGAACUUAUGCAAAAACAACAAGAAUUUGCCAGCUUUCAAUCCUUGGCAGAAAGAAAGAAGGGAACUUGUCCACCAUGUUUAUGUGAGCCUCCAACUAAAAGGUCAAUUCAGAAAUACAGGUCGGAAAAUAUAAGCUUUUCUUUACUGACAUCAGCGUAAACGAUUUGUAUUUCGUAUUUUGAUCAUUGAACUGAACAGUUUUAUGAAUUUAUUUCAUUUUUCUCCUCAUGAUUUCUACUGAAUGCACCUUUUUCACAUUUCCCGUAAUACAUCUUGUACACUUCCCCCCCCGCCCCCUUUCCCGCAAAAACAGGAUAACCCUCUUGGGUAUUACAGUUGUCCCAAGAGAGAUUCAAGGCAAAGCCAAGCUUAUGCAAAAUUGGCGGGAGGUGGGGGGGGGGGGGGGGGGGUGAACAAGGUGCAUUAUGGGCAACGUGAAAAUAGUGAAUUCCAAACUUUUGGGAGGUGCUAUGCCCUUAGAUGUAACCUGAGAUCAGCCAAAUUUUUACAAAACGGAAAAGAAAUCCAUGUAUAAAGAACGCACCUUGCUGAACCUGUCCACGCGUGCGUUUCACACAAUACACGAAUGGCGUGAAAGUCUGAGUGUUGAUUAGCAGGCACGUUUCACUAAGAAAGGCUCGCUUGCUUGCUCGUUUCGCUGAGACAAAGCUAUUGAAUGAUAUAUGGACACCCGUGAAGGAUGGUGUUCUUAGGAAUGAAAUUCACGGACGGUUUCGGAACAAACGUCUUUACAACAUUUUUUUGCUGUAGUAUACUUAUAAACUCAAGUAACUUAAAAGUAGCCUUGUCGAAAAAAAAGAGGCUUUCUUUGCCAUAUAAUAUAACGAGUCCAGCGAAUAAGAUAUUUCUCCUUCUUCAUCAAGUACCGUAGAACGACGUGAUGGAAUUGUUGAGUUGUUGAUUAGAGUUCAUGUAAUAUUGAUUACACGUCAUAAACUUUUCAUCUAUCUUGGCCACCCAAAGCUGUGUUGUCGUUUUGGUUUUUGGUUUCUAAACAGGACCUAAAACUGACAGCGAUUUCAUAAAAGAUUGUGUGUCGUCUUUCUGCAUUGCUCUUUUUUUCCUGAUUGAACAGACACUUAAAAUUCCUGCACAACUCGCCGGUGAAAUUUCCGGAAUAGGAUGAGCUAGAAGACCGGAAUGGAUGGUGUCAACUCAUAUGAUGGGCUUAGUGCAAAUGUUUAGUGCACAAAGUCUGACCACAGAGUGUGACCUUUACUCUUGAUGUGAAUCGUCAAACGCCGUGAUCGUGAAAGAGUUGUUCAAAAAAGAAAAGUCCAGUGGAUAUUAUCCACCGGACUGAAUCACUACCCACUGGAUAACGCAAUUGGUUCUUAAUACUUAUUUAGCUUCGCCAACUUUGCGCUCGUAACAGUCCCCCCUCCCCCCUCCCCACCUUGUCCGCUGGAUAGCGAUUUAUCCAGUGUUUAGUUCUGUCCAACCUUUUUAUUUACUGACGCGCCGCCAGUGUGUAAAACAUUAUUUUCCCGUGGUAUGACGGUGAACAAAGUAUCGUUCAGUUUUUGACGUUAGUGGAAAGUCUUCUAUCUCCCUUAUUUGCAAUGAUAACUGGGACCAAGAUAAGACAUGUACAAGUGAAUGUCGGCGGUCUAAAUCUUAUCGUGUGAACAUUUCAGACAUUCAAAUGAAACGAUCACCAGAGUCUCAGGAUGAAAGCUCUUCAGCAGUAUUUUGACAUAGCACUAUUUGUGUAGUACUUAGUUGUAACUUUUGAAUCCGUAGUUAAAAUUUUGUGGUGUGACUCAUUUCCAGUGGAAAUGGUACCUCUUUUACGGCGCAUUUACUCGAUACUUUUGGUUUGCUUCAUGAUUUUACAAAAUGAAAUUUCGGAUUUUUUAUCAAUUUGGAUGUUGACCAAAUUAAAAGCUGAGUUGUCGCAAGUUUUCGAGGAACAUUUUCAACAUGUCUUUCACUUGCAUUCUUCCUAGUACCAACUGAUUGAAUUAAUAUAUGAUCUCACAAACUUUAUAAUGACGUAGCUUUCUAAUAAGUGUUUAAUUUUUAGAAGUUUAAUUAAACUUCUUCGAAAGUUCAAAAGAACGCGUUUCUCUCAUAGUAAUUUUUGCAGCAAUGGGGUAAAGAAAUUAUAGUGUGCAUUUGCGUUUUCCUUGACUUUUAAAAAUGUCAUCAAAGGUUUUUCCUUGUUCGGAUGCUAACGAAGUCUCGAGUCGUAACUUAUCCAUACUGACCAUGGAUGCAGGUAAGCCACUUGAUGAACUAUAAAAAUGUGCAAUACGUAAGAUUUUUUUGGUUUGUUUUCUUGACUUAAAAAUACGGACAGGAUGAAUCGCUGCAAACAGUGAUUUGUUCGGUAUUCGACGCAGUAAAGGUGAAACUGCCUCUUUUCUUUCAACUCUAAACAAAUGUUAUGCCCGAGAGGUGAUAAUUGUUCGCUCCGCGUAGUGGUGAAACAAUUUUGCUAAAAUUAUAUUUCUAUUCCUUUUUCAAAAAAAGAAUGCUUUAGAUCAACAUGUAAAAUAUUAAAGCAAAACGUUAAGCAUAAUAAUUUUGUAUGCGAACCUUUUUGUUUAUUAUCAUGAUCAGCCAUCUCAAAUUCAAGGGAUAACACAAAAUGUAGUGACUGUUUAAACUGUUGAUUCUCGAUAAAAAAUAAAUAGGCUGCUUGGAGUCCCCCUUUUCUCUUAAAAUCUGCACAGUCCUUAUCUUACUGAGUACUCAGCUCGAUUGUAAACACCAAGAAAAAUAAGAGACUGCUCGCAGUUUAUGAAAGGUUAGAACAGGUGAUUGGAGUUUAUCUUUGGCAUUUCAUACUGUAAUCGACGAUGCAUUUUCGAUUUUACUACUCUAAUUUUAAUAUCUAUGUAAUACGCGCGCCGAUUAUAGCAACGCUCAUUUUCAUGUCAAUUCGCUAAGACCGCAAUCUUGGCGCGCGGAAUCAGUUGCAAACUGUAGACCUGCAUACGACUGUAAAUGGCGAACUGGCUUUCUAACUCGCCUGUUUACUCACGAGAAAGUACGGUAACAAUUUUUCUUUAUCUGUAGGCGUAUCCCGGAUGAAACAAUGAAAGCGAGGCAAAUAGCUUGUGUGUUUUUUCUCAAUUCAGACCACGUGAUGUUCUCGAGGGAAUUUGCUUUUUGUCUUUCAUAACUCAUGCAUACACUUUUAGCAUAGUAGGAGUAGGACGACAUUUGAAAGAAACAGUUCUCUAGGGUUACAUCAUAUGGUCUGAAAUGUAAAGCAAAACAUACAAGCUUGAAAGAUCUAUUUUGUCAAGAUUGAAAUCUUAAAGUUUCAAACCAACCUUAAAAAGUUACAGAACCAUAUAGGUGUUUCUUGUCUUUCUUGACCAAGAAUGAUCUCCUGCCAACGACAAAGAGAGGUUCUACUGACCAAUUUUGCCUCAAUUAGGUGGUUUCCUUUACCGUGAUAGCCAUCCGUUGCGGAAAACAUUUAUGAUUAGUUUGUAAGCGCCAGAAAACAAAGAAAAUAUAGUUUCGGUUUUUUUCCCUUGCUCUUUUACAAAUCAUCUUAGCGCUGUUGAUAAUGUGUUGACCGGGCGCCAACAGGCGGCCCUGGAAACGAGAAUGACCUUGGACUUUAAACUUCAAGUUGUCGAAGAUCGGAAGAUGAACAAUCACAUUCAAAUCUUAUCAGUUAUUGCUUACUUAAGAAAUGUUAUCAAUUUUUUUCUACAAGUUAAAGAUUAGCGCGUUUUUUUCUUUGACUGUCUGAUGUGGGUGAUUUAAACCGGGUGAACGUAAUGGCCCAUUACUUCCGGGCGCACCUUGAAAAUCUCGACCUUCAAAAAAAAACUAUUCCUUCGGCAUAUUCAGUUUUCUCAUUUUAGCAGGAAAUUUCUCAUGCAAAUUUUCCUUGUUAGAAUAGUAAACUAUGUCAGAAUUUACUUGAGAAAUUUAUCAGAAAUUUAUUAUCACGCGGUUUUCAUUGCACAAAGCAGACAUUUUCCUCUUUCGAAUUUACGAGUUACGUAAUAUUUUAUUAGAUUGUGUGACAAAAGACCGGUGUUGGAUCACGGCUGCCCCACGUGAAAAACCCGCCUUUUGUGUUAUGUAAGCCAAUGAAAUCGCUCGGAUUACGGCAGCUGUCAAUCUUCUAUUGUUUCGAACUUCUUGUUUUGAAGUUGACAUGCAAAUGUCCAAAUAUAUUGAAGCAGAAAACAAGAGAAACGCAAAGCCGGGAUGUCUAUUUUAAGUUUUUAUGUUGGGAAAUGUUUUUUUUUUGUCUUGGAAAUACUGCAUGUAGGGUUUUGAAUUUGGUUCUUUAAAGGAAAAUCGUACAGGAACUUUCCAAUGUGGAAUUGUGACAAUCGCGCACAGCUCAUGAGAAAAAGGCCGUUGACAAUGUAUCUUCGCGUCCAAGCUAUCAUGCGUUCUCGAUGAAGCUACGACAGUUUUGUUUGAGGUAAAUAUUUUUCCUAUUUAACCGAAUUUAAGAAACCAUAUCUAAGCCCUUAAUGAUUUAAGCUCUCAGAAAUGUCAAGUUGGUGACUUGUAUUUCACUGGCAAGUUGCUCAAUAUUAUUAUUAACAUAAACGUUUUUAAAUUUAUGGAUGCUGAGUGUGUUGAAAUAUUUUCGAACCAAGACUAUGUGAGCGAUUUUGUUAAUUUUAAUUCUCUAGGCAAAAGUUUCCGAUAAAACGAGAGAUUUUUAGCUGAAAAGGAGAAUCCCGCUGAAAUCGAUUCAUGAACGCCUUAUAUAAAACACGCUAAUUCAUUGCCGCAAAGCAAAUCCCGGAUCAACAAUGUUUCGAUUUUGUGCUUUUUAUCCACAAUUGUGGACCGAAGGAAAAGGUCGAGGCCUUUUAAACAUCUUCCGGAGAACUAUUGUGUUGAAAUCGGCAUAUUUAUCUGCUUUAACCAACGUGAAAAAUAUAAGUUAUACAACACGUAUAAAAUGACUUAAAGAGGUGGAACCAAGAACAUUUGUCCUUAAAGGUCGUAUGAGCAUGUGUAUAACUUCAAACUUGGUCCUACUGGCCUAACGAAAAGAUAUUAUUUCUUUAAUUUGAAUUAAAAUAAGUCAACUUCAUUUUUUUGUUAUCAUGGACGUCAUGUGCAUGCGCCGGUUUAAGCUGCAUUGUCUCGUCAGUUUCGUCAGGGUGUUGUUGUUGAUUACUAUAUUGGUAACUGGUUUUUUUCAAAGACCUUUCACGAGUCGGGUAUUUUUUGAGGCACAAAUCAAGUUCAGUUCUUUUUUCUUUGCCGGUCAUCCGUAUUAAACUUGUUCAGUACCAAAAAUAUGAAAUUAAAACUACGCUGCCGAUGUAUACAUCCAGCUGUGCCGGAGAGCUCAUGAUUUCAUUCUUUGAAGAGGUAGAUACCAACGUUGCCAACACAGUGGUACUACAUCGAGUCGCAAGCCGCAAAGAAACAUUGGCCUUUUUUUAUUUUGUGCGUGAUUUUCAAAUGGGCUGGCUUUGCAGUUUUUAAUUGCUACGCCCAGCGUUUAUUUACGUAGAAUGCGUAUCAUUUCGCUGGUACCUGUUCAUUAAUCUAAAGCUUUUUCUGUCCCUUUCUGUGAGCAAAAUUAAGUGCAUUGUCGUCUUUAUUGGACCUUGGUUGUUUACUCUUCGUGGACUUGAAGUUGGGUCGUCGUUGAAUCGAAAUGUGCACGCAAUUGAAAUUGAAAAUAAUCAAAAUUAUGCUGAUAAAUAACUCUCUACUUGACAUUAGUUUAGAAGUACUUAGUUUUGAUCAGCUUGAAAAUGAAAACUGGGUUCAACUGUACGGAGUAAUUUGCAAUUUGCAACCCGUGCGGAAAAUAAUAUAUAUGUGCGUUGUUAAUGUUGGGCAAAUGUUCAGUCGAAUUCACACGGAGGAAGAAAUUUAUUUCUUAAUGGGAAUAAUUUUAUUCUUCAACUAUUUUUGAAAAGUCUACCCUGGGUGCCAGAGACUUGUCUAGCGCGGUUUCCGGUUUCUGUCAAGUCUGUAUAGUGACCCGCGGCUUCGGCCGUUCGGCCAACACCGAAAAUUUCCACCGCACGCGAGAAAAACCUCUGGUACCCAGGGUAUGAAAAGUCCGGCGCUACUCAAGCUGCUCCAAGCAUUUGCGAAAUUUUCAACUAUGUUUUAUUUAAUGUUUAAUAAACGAGCUUGAGGGCUUUAUUACCCCGAUAAAACCCGACCCGCGAGUUUAUUGAAAGACUUCAAAAUCAUUCCUGGAAAGGCGCGGCUCAAGGGAGUUGAUAACAAUGACGCUUUUGUGAACAUUGGAAAUUAGCAUUCGAAAAAAACAUUACGUAUGAAAUUAUUAUGUAAGAAAAUCAAAACCCAAUCGUCAUUAGCAAUUUUCCAGUCUGUUAACGACACUAACCGAAGAGGACAUAGGGUCUUGUUCCACAGCUUUUCGGAAGUCUAAAAAUGCCGAGAAAGAGAGGAAGUUAAUUGAAAAUGGUACCCCAAAGUCAACUACUUCACUGAAAAGAAUUCGUUAAAAAGAUUUUUCUGGAAUGGCCGAAUGGUAGGUAAACAAAAAUCCAGUACUCGAGCCUUGCGCAUUCACAACUCAGUGGCACGUCUUGAGUGCAAUCCCUGAACACUGCUAUAGCCAAUGUUAGCGCUGUGUCACUGAACUUUUGGCUGCUUAAAUUGGUGAAAGAACAAAGUUUAACUUUUUGGAAUAGUAAAUUUACUGCGUGUGUUAUUUUGAAAGAACGUUAAAUAUUCACCCACCAUUUGUUGUGUCAGUUGCUGGCUAAAUGCUUGUUUCCAUAUCUAAAACCGCCCUUGGGAACCUUGUGAUGCCUGCACAAAGUAAUUUCAUAUAUAUGAGUGAGUCCUGACUAUAGUGAUUAGGGUUAAGCACUAACAGUACUGAUAAGGGUUAAGCACUGAAAAUACCGGUUAGGGUUAAGCACUGACCAUACUGAUUAGGGUUAAGCACUUAGAAUAGUGAUUAGCUUUAAUUUUUUAGCUUCUAUUUAGGGUUAGGGUUUUCGCUAUAGUACUAAAUCAAACCAAGCUCCUGCAGCUAAUCCUCGGUGGUUGUAGUGGUUAGGAUGGAAGACUGCAGACCCGGCACUCCGUGAUCGAAUUCUGCGCGUGAUUAUGAAUUUUUUUCCCUUUAUAAUUGAAGAGACUUGCACUUUGACAACAUUUGUUGAGCGGAAACUAAGUCUCUGAGUCAAGAAACUUAGAAAUUUCAUGUAAGUGUAAGUAAAAAGGGAGAGGGCGGAUUGAGAUAUGGAAACAAAGGCUUACCCUGUUGCUGUGCUGAAAUAAAAUGUAAUCCUUGUUAGUAUUUUUUAUAUAAAGAAUACUAAUGAGGAUGAAAUUUUUAAAUAAAGAAUAUCAAUGAAGCAAAAUGCAAUCAGCCCCGCACUCGCCUGAGACUGAAAUCAAAUGCCGCCCCCAGGCUUUUUAGAUUGACAGUGUUUUACCGGGGUUUAAAACACGAGCUCGUGACGGAUUUUAGCGGACGUGAAGUAAAUGGCAACAUAGGUAACAUAGGUCAGUGAUCGGUUUUGCUUGAGGAAAGUGAAAAACAGAUAUAUGAGAUUCUGUAGUGUGGUUAUGAUAAAUACUUGCAUAAUUUAAUUCGACAAUAGUAACUAGACUCUACAACAUUAAUUUUUAAACCUUUUUCGUUUAAAUAUUUGACCUCUAUGGAUUGACACUUAUGUUAUUCUCCGACAUAAUUUUAGGUCAGUUGACUUGUAGAAAAUGGGGACAGGACAAGUGAACUGACCUCUUCCGUGCAGUUUUUCUGGGUUUAAAUUAAGACCGCGAGUUAUCCAUUCCAUAAUUUCAAUGUAUAAAAUUUUGUUUUUAUAAAAUUGUUGAAUGUUUGCAUAGUUCCCUCGUUGCCACCAGAGACUAGUCCCAGCAUGCACCUUACUAACGGGAGAGCUUCCGCUGACCGCGAGUCAUUCAUACCGCCCAACACUACGGAGAAUGGAAUGGUUGAGGCCUUUGAAGAUCCCUGGGUAAAAAGGGAAGAUAUCGAUUAUGACAAGCGCGGACGUGGAUAUGUCAGGCAUGCAGGUACCUCCUCUCAUUUUGUUCGGUCGUUUACUUUAGGAAACAGCAGUUUUGACGUGAACAAAGAAAUUACUGUUGAGGGAAAGUGAAUGAUAUUUUAUGUUGCUGGAGGCGCGAGGUAGGGGUUUAUAGGCCAACUCUUUGUGAAGUGAAAUGAGCGCGGUGGGCUAUAAGUAUUAGCAAUGCCUCGUUAAUUGAAAGGGAAAAAUGGGCGGUGAAGUCAACACUAGCCUGCGAGCAAGCUCUCCGGGGAAAGCUUGCUAGUCUUUUUCUUCUUAUUGAGGGAGCCUGGAUAAUUGCACGUGGUUUUUGAUUUCUUCUUAGUCUAAAGUAAAUGUUUUCCCACCCCACAGAAAGAGGGCGAAACUUUACCUAAUCCAAAAAAGAGCAUAAGUUAUCAUAAUCUUUUACAUAGUCACCAAAAAAUCCUAGAGUAAGCCUAGCUUUAUGUUGAGUCUAUCCCAAUAUACGUAAACAGUAGCUGCCUCCGUUUGAUAAUGGGCUCUUUCUGCCCUCUUGUAAGAAGAAAUAAAAAUAAGUGAUGCUGUAUAAAAAAAGGCCGCUUGUCUUUCCUCCUUUGUCAUUUUUUCCUUUCUUUUCCCCGCGCAAACUGAAUGUCAGAAUUGUCCAUGACCGAUAAGAGAUGACGUCACGAGCGGUAUAGACUUCAAAACAGUCCUUAUUUUUGCGUAUUCAAAUACAUGGGAACAGUCAAACAAAAGCUCUGGAGCGAGGCUGAAAACGGAGAGCGAGACUGGGGAGAGACGUCCUACGGGCGUGUGGGGCUCGCGCGCUUCGCGCGUGUUAGACUCUGACCCCACACCAAAGUGAUUUUGAGAAAAAACCGACUGUUUUGCAGUUUACGAGCAGUACAAAGGAGGUUUAGGGGGGAAUGGGUCUAUUACUACUUCGUGUCAACUCAAAUUUUGUUAAACUUUAUUUUAAGAUGCCCGACAAUUCUACUCUGAACAAGAAAACCAAGAACUACUCUCCGAUACCAAAGAUCACAGUUUUGAUGAACCCGCAGUGGGGUACAAAAGCUACAAGCGGCGUUUCUAUAUUGUGCUGCUGUUUUCACUGAUCAGUUUCAGUCAAUACUGCGCAUGGAAUACUUUUGGACCCAUUGCUACAACGGCUAAAAUGGUGUUCGGCUGGACCAACACUCAGGUCGCGAUCCUUGCCAGUAUGGAUCCCAUCACGUAUUUGUGUUCGAUGCUUUUCUUCUCCUGGAUGAUGGAUGAGAAAGGUAUCUGUUUUCAAACUAUUAUAGUAUCUGUCAGUUAGUACGCGCGUUGUUACUAGUUAAUUUUGCGGGCCGUAGAAAUUUCUACCGUACAGCCCGCAAAAUUUGAAAGUUAGCCUUUUCCUUGCGUCUGAUAAACCUCAGAUAUAUAAUGGUUAUCUUACUAAUUUCGACGCUUGAACUUUGUUAGCAAGAGAUAUCUAACCAUUUAUCUCCUAAUAGUGGUCAAGGAAAAAUUUUACCUAAGAAUGCAUAGUUCUCUUUGUAGGAUCCUUGGAAAUAACUGGGCUGUGCAAAAAGUUUAACCAAAGAAGAUUCCGUUUUGAAUGGCAACACCAUAGGAUUUUGUCUACAGAUUUAAUAGUUUAAAGCGAUAGCAACCAGUUUAUUUUUUGUGCUUUAUCUUAUUUGAAAUUAACCUUUUACCAGCAGUUUUCUUCGUUGGUUUCAGAAGCCUCAGAUAAUAUCUGCUUUACUCCAUAUUCCUGAAACGCACAAAAUUCCCUUAUUGUAACCUUGUGGCAGGCGCCGAAAGGAGAGGGGAAGGGAGAGAAAUUAGGAGAGGGUGAUUGGGGAGAGAGCUGUGUCUCCUCCUCCCCUCCCCUCCCCUUUUUUUGGGCUCGGCACUCAGGCUAUCUGUAGUGGAAGUUAUGAAAUCCGCUCUCAUAAAUGGCGUUCUUCUCAAUGACAGGACUUAGAUUGAGCGUUCUUGUUUCCUGUGUAUUCAUGUUUCUUGGAACUGGACUCAGAUGUGUGACGUCAAAUUCAUCAUUUGCCAUCUGGUAAGUGAACUGCUUUAGGCCAUUUCAACCCUUGGAACCGAAGCCAUUUCGCAUUCACUGACGUGCUGGCCAGCCACCUGUUAAGAACGCAGUAGUAGACCAGACACUCCGCUCGGUAGACCUUCAGUAGAACGAUGUCCUGUUUGAUUCAACAAUAAAGGGAACAAAUUAGUUUUAUGAAGAAAAGGACAACUCUGUAAAACUUUCCAGUGCCAAGUCCUUUUUUUUGGAGGACGUGAGUUCACGACGACAAAUUUUCUUCUCUUUCUUGAACUUGGUUUCUGUCCAUAGCUUAAGAAUUCAGAAGCGGGAAAAUCCACCUAUAUUUGACAAAUUGAACGUGGAAAAAUAACACGACAACGUUUGAACGAACGGAAAUUUCUUUUUUAGCGUAUUUUUACUGCCGCCGUCUACGGUCUUCAUGGUUCCCUUAGCUCCCUGGUUCUAGGUUCUACCCCCACUUUCCUCCCCCUCGCCCCACUGAACUCUUGUUCAGUAUCGAUGCAAUCUCGAGUAUACUCUAGAUGACGAUUUUCAUUUGAGUAAGUAUUUUGCAAUUUUCAUAUCGCCUUAAAAUUAAAGUAAAACCCAAUAUACUAGUUUGGAAAAAUAGAAAAACACCAAAGAGGUAAUAGUAUACGUCAACGUUUUAGGAUGGUUGAGUGUGAAGGGCAUUAAAAAUGGACAAUUAUCAAUUAGAAACUUGAUAAAUGUAGGCCAAAUUUUCCAAUGCUCAGAAACCUUGCGUAACUCCUGUAACAAACGUAUCACAUGAAUUCCCUCUGUACUACGCAGGUCCAUGGGAGCGGGUCAGCUACUGAAUGGUUUGGCGGGUCCUGUUACCCAAGCUGCGCCCACGUUGGUCUCAGCAACUUGGUUUCCACCUGAACAGCGGACAACCUCCACAGCUGUAGCGGCUCUGUGCGGUUCACUAGGUGUAGCUAUGUCGUUUGUAAUUGGUCCGUUGGUUGUAAAGGAUAUCAAAUGUGAAUUGGAUACAAUCACGCCCAGCAGGGGAAACCUCUCUUCUAAUGUCAGGUCAGCAUUGAUAAUUAUCGGAGAGAUUGUAAAAUAAUUCGAAGUGAACAGCUUCCCAGCGAAUACUUUACUCUGCAGCCCUUAUUUAAAUGAAAACGGCAGUCCGAAACGUUUUCCAAAUGCCUAAAGUUUACACCACCUUAUAAUUCUCAUUAAAAGACAACACCGCAGGAAAAACUGCUCCCUACCUUUGGACAAAAUACCCAAAAUUAAGUAGCUUGCAGGCAAGCUAGCAUCUCCUCUCGCAUGCAUGCUGCUCGGGCGUGAUUCAUCGCGAUUGCCUGCUCGCAGGCUAACCCCCAAGAUAAGUAUUUAAAACCAGCCGCAAGUUGCACACUUGUUAAAGAUCAGUACCGCAGAAAGUUGGCCUUAAAUGUUUACAAUUUAGGAUUUCGUCGUGCUUACCGGUUUUACCAAAGAUGCCUUUUAACUUCAGAAAUUUUUCUUUUAUUUUUCUCAGUGACACUCUAGACUUGUACCUCGACGGAACUCUUCCAUAUUCAGGUAAGGCUGCUGUUACCGUUUUUAUUUCACCAAAAUUUAGUUUAUACUAGCUUUUUAAAAAAAAUCAGUCUGGCAGUCUACGGAAACAUUUAACGUAGUUGUUCUUUAGAAACUUUGGUAGCAAAAAUUAUGGACUUUCAGUUGGAAACGCAUCGAACCGAAAGCGGACUCGUACCCUUAGUCCCGAGCGUGUCCGCUUACGAGUAGCCCGUUAGACUACUCUGUUGUAUGUUUUGCUUAGCUUUUUUGAGCUUGACCCUGCACAACGUUCAAUAACAUCCCUAUCAUCACAGGGCUCGAAAUAACGGCAGGUCAACGGAUGAUGCCCGGACUGAUUGAGGAGUUGACCGGUCAACCUUUCGUCUUGCCGGUCAUGUUGACCGGUCACAUCGAUCGUAUUGAAAAUGAAAUAAAUUAAAAUGUCCAUGCUGUUCAGUUUUUACCUGUAUGUAGCGAGUUGCUUUGUAUUGCGGAACUUUGAUAUGAAAUCCUGAGUGAAAUGCAACUAGAACCGUGGUUUACAAUUUGCGCAUUGAAACCAGGCAUCGGGGUUCACGUCGGUCGUCGUGUCCGGAGACUCUCCGGAAAUUAUUUCGACCCCUGUAUCAGUUUGAAUUAACUGACGGCUUUAAACGUUGUAUUGAUUUAGUCAGUCACAAUUUGUGAACAAAAAAGAAUUGUAUACUGUCAGGGAGCUUUGAAAGUAAACUACAGUAGCGUUGUUUUUAUCUCCGGCGAGGUUUGCCGGUUUUCUUAACCAGUCUCCUCUACUCUAAUUCACUAAAUAUAUGAUUUUUUUUUUCUAUUAUACUUUAGAUUCCAUUUACAGAGAUGCAGCCCAUUACUGGCCUUUAGACAAUCUGAACAUCACUAUAAAAGAUGUUUCGCUGAGUAAGAGAGACAAAACGUCGGCAAGCAAUAUAUCAGGGGAAUAUUGGGGUGUUAAAGUCACCAAAGGACUGAGAGAUUUAAAGUCAAACAGGGAAGGGCUUGUAUUCAAUGAGUGCGUGACGUCGCAAGGUGUAGUCAAUCAAAGCAUAGAAACUGACGGCAAAGGAGCGUGGGUAAAUUUUGGUAGCUUUGUCAACACAUGUGUGAGUGAGCCUUCGCUUUGCCCGUUGGGAUUUACAUUCGCUCUGUGGAUCAAAUAUGCAAUACUGGACAACAACGGGCUGCAGUAUUUUAUAGGGACUAGCGGUACAAAAGAAGGCCUUAAGGGGUUCUUGAUUUAUCAAGACUUUCCUUACGAUAAAGAGGACCACUUAGCUAUUAAAGUAGAGAACGGCACAAUGCUGUGGAAACGAAGCUUUCCUGUGCCGCGUGACAGUUGGACGCACGUUACGUUCACGUGGGAUGAACGUGAUGGUCUCGUGAUAUACUCAAAUGGGUCCAGUGCGGGGGCGGACCAAAAGGGUAAAAAAACAAAACCCGAGGAAGUGUAUAAUACUUCUUUUACGUUCGGAAGACCCAACAAUGAGCUGAUAUUCUCUAAAGCUGCGUACGAUGAGAUAGCAGUGUGGAAUAGAAAACUUCAUCCCAAAGAAGUUGAAGCGGUGUAUAAGCGGACUGCGGGAUUAGGACAAGGGCCUGAUUUAGAAAAAGGUAGGAGAAAUGUUGUUAAUUCUUACAUUUUGUUUUACCGUACUUCCUUCUCAUCCCCGCAUGGUUCUUUCGUAUUACUUAGUAAACCUGCUGAUGAAUUUAAUAGUGCCCUUCAGUAGCAAUGUAUAAAACAAGUAAAAUAAUAACCUAAGUAUUAAGUUUGAAUAAGAACUUACCCUAUUGUCAAAAAGGUUGAAAAGUCCAAGCUUUAGCGGAUCAACGGCAUCAUUAGGGAUAUGGCCUGUUCCAGGCUCUCAGAUAGUGGGAAAGACGCGAAAGUGAAAGGCGCGCGAAAGGUUGGCGGGGCGGGAAAAAGGAAUCCUCUCCCCAGUUUCCUCCCGUUUUAUUUUCGUGUUCGCGCUAUCUCAGUUUAGAGGACCCGACUAUUUCGGAGCCUGGGAGAAGCCAGAAGGGAUAAGAAAAGUCAGAUUCCGCGUAAAGCUACUCGGGAAUCUUCCCAUAAGUAGAUUUCUUCUGGCAGCCAUGAAUUUAGCCCCCCACAAAGGCGUUUUUUUUUCUUGACCCCAUUGUAUUCUAUUUCAGAAAAAGAAAGACUUAUCAAUGAAGGCAAACAGGAGAUAAUGACUUUACUUUAUGCUGGUACGUAUCCCACUUUAGCUAAAGGACACAAAAUAUCUUGUUUUUGAUUGAGUCAAAAUAGGACAAAACUUUUGAUCGAACAAACACGCUCAGAAAAGAAAUUUGUCUCUCUAUGUUAACUUCCUUGGUUGAUCGGUUCGAAAGUAACAAGUCCAUUUCCAAAAAAUAUUAUUUCAGCAACUUUUUUCUUCUCCUGCUGUGGUCGUUUUGGUAAGGGACUGUCUAAAUUAAACUGCAAAACAGGAGGGUUGAGGCUGACGCCUCCCGCGAAAAUCUCUCGCCGUCACCGCCUAUUUCCCUCUCGUUGCCAUUUUUAACGGUUGAUGCCACCAUUGCUAAUCAAGCCUUUUGUUAUGAUUGAUGUAAUGUAUUCCCUGGAUUAAGUUACCUUAAGAAAUUGUUCCGGCACCUCGCCCCUUGGAAAACCGAUUUCCUGAGAAAAAAAGCGACAGUUCUUUGCAGUCUAGAGCGUCAUGAAUAUUACAAACAAAUUUAAACGGUCUAGGAAAGAUAUCGUUCCAUUUUGGCUUGUCAAGCCGCUUGUCGGUCGAUCUCACAUAAUAAAGGAGGUUCUCUAUUGGAUGUUUAGGACGGUUGUUUUUGUUGAUUGGCUAAUAUUCGGACAGCAGUUUUCGUAACAGCUUAAUAGACCUAAUGUACUCAUUUUCUGUUUUUAUAGAAUUCGGUAUUGUAACCUUCCUGCUGUUGUUAGUUGUGGUGUAUUUUCCAAACAAGCCUCCCUUACCUCCAAGUAAAUCAGCAAAGAGGAAAAGAGAGGACUUCUUCGCUGGCGCCAAACAAAUAUUCAAGUAAGACAUAUUAGCGACUAUAUUUUUUGUGUGUGCUGUACUGUGCAUUUGGCGAAAUAACCUUAAUGGUUUAUCUUACUAGCCCAGCUAAGAGCGAAAUGCUAUUUAAUCCUCUUCAAUUUGCUGUCGAGUCUUGAAAAUUGCAUAAAUUACAUUUUCAGUUUGUGAGGCUAUAGGCACGGUAAGACGGGCAAAAGAAAAACCUGCAACUUGUUUUGUGGCUUUGCUGCGAAACGAGUUGAAUAGCGAUGUUGCGCUUUUUACCACUCAAAAAAAACACCUUGCAACCUUAUUUGUUGCAAGACUGGUUGAAACGUGGGUGGUAAAAUUAACAUUAACGAGACAUUCAUAUAGGGUUAGCCUCGACGUAAAGUAAAAUAUUCAGAAAUUCCGGCAAGUAAGUGUUUGAAAUUUGAAUAUACACAAUAAACAGAGUAAUAAACGGGUAUUUUUCUCGUUGGAAUUUGUGAAUAUACUACUUCAGACGGAGGUUAAGGCUGUAAAAAAUGCGUCUUCAGUUCCUUUAUUCAGCAGUGAUAGCGAACUCGAAACUGGACUAUUGACAGGUCUGCUACGUAUGCAUGGCACAGCACACAAUCAAAAAAUGGUAUCUCUGUGUAUAUCAAUUCUACCUUUCCGUACACACAUAAUAACGUUCUUUUUUAAAUUACCCUUUUUUGAUUGAUACACAGGAAUAAACAAUUUUGGACUCUUGGUUUAGUAUACGGUGUUACGACUGGUAAGUUUGUUACUUCCUAAUUCCUUCUUUGUUAAUCGCAUUACGUAUGAUUGUUAAAUUUUUUACACAGUAGCUUUAUCAGCGACGUACAUGUUUGACAUUAGAGAGUCAACCCUUAUUUUUUUGUGUCCAGAACCGGAUGAAUUACAUCUUUUUGGGGUCUGAAUUUUUGGGUAUCCGUGAAAACGUUUCUUCCAACCAAAACAAGCAACAUUGCUCCAAAACCCAACUAGUGGUAAAAUUAAAUGGAAUGGUGAAACAAGCCGUAAAAAAAAAACCUUUGAACAUUUCCCUCUCACAUCCUCAUUGGCUCUUUACGUUGGUUCUUCCCGUUUUUCUCCAUCUUGAAUGAGUGAAAAUAAUAAUAAUCGUCAUUAGUAAGUUAAAAGAAGCGCUCAUUUGUCUGCUUAUGUCCAGAGAUCCAAGCAAGUCGGAAAUUAUGUACCUCAUAUUAGACACAAUUAUUUGCAAUUUACUUAUGACCGACUUCAUGUUUGGCAAAAUCGGGUAACGUAAAACUUUUCAUGAGACAAACUAAACUUAGUGAGUUAAGUUCAUGAAAAAUCCCAACACGUUCUUUCGUCUUCACACAGAUAGAAAGUCUGAAGAUCGUCUCUGGGACAAAAACGUCUAUCUUCACAUACGCCACUUCCACAUUUCCCAUAAUGCACCUUAUUUGCCCACCAAAAUUUUGCAUAACCUUUGUUUUUCAUUUCUCCUGGGUAUUACAGCCGUCCAAGAAAAAUUGAAAACAAUGCUUGUUCAGAAUUUUGGAGGGCAAAUAAGGUGCAUUAUGGGAAAUGUAGAAGUGGCGUACGCGACGAAUUAAACGAAUAAAUUAAAAAUUUAUGGUAAUAUCUAUUUAGCCUCGUGCGGGAGAAAAUUUAUUACUGAUCUGAUUCGGUUAAUUGGUUCGACGCGUCCUAAGUCCGACGUCUGACCCAACAGACGAUCUUAACUCAGUAAGUAAGGUCGACCCAAAUUCGAUGCUUGGCCUAGGCCUUGCUAACGUUUAGUUGAGGAUUAGAUUUAUAGGGCACUUCGCGCAUGAUGUCUAUGAUAAACAGCAUGAAUCUCGUAAGCCUUCAAUCCUGGACGUGUGAGCACAGCACAUUUGAUUGUCUAUUUUGCUUUUUCAUCUUUUCUUGUUAAAGGUGUUUACAGUGGUUGGGGCGCGUCUUUAGCGGUCAAUUUAGAGACAUUUUCAAUCCGUCAGGUAAGUUAAUACUAUAGUUUCUUCUUCGCACACAAAAUGAAGGUGUUUUUUCCCAUACAAAGGCUUCUAACUUUACCGAGUUUGUCACACUUCGAUUCAUGCCCGUCGACAAGAAGAAGAAGAUAUCGCCUUGGAUUCAGGCACGCCUAGCACUAAAAAUGCACCGUUAGUUUAUGUUUAUGAUUUAGUUUGUUUUGCUUUCCGUAAUUUGGUCGUAUUAAGUUUCAGUGGAUAAUCUUAUACAGCGAAAUAUAGCGAGGAAAUGUUUGUUAAUUUUUAUUUUAUAUUAUGCUAUUUUAUUUUUACAUUUCCAAACGCCCAUCCCUAUCUCGUUUCAAUUCCAGAAUGAGGCAGGCUGGAUCGGUUUCUAUGGAACAUUAGCCGGCAUUGGAGCUGGUUUGCUUCUGGCGAGAUGUGCUGAUCUGUUUGGCGGGAAAAUGAAGGUUCUUCUGCUCGUGUUGUUCUUUGGAGCCUCUGGAUGCUUUUUGUGGUUCUCCCUUCUCUGCCUCAGGAUGAUAGAUUAUGUUGAAGGUAAGACACUUCAUCUGCCCUUUUCUUGGUAGAAAAGGAUUUUACUUGCCAAAAUUCUGUCAGAGUGAGACUGGACACUCGUCCCCAGUUUUCUUUCAACAUCUAUCUACGCUUUAUCCGCGCUUGGUUCAUUAGUAGCCGUUUGCAGAAAUUUAGAGCAAAUCUCGUAGACUCUUGUUUUCGAGCGCAACGUACUUUAUUGAUACUGCCAGUUGCAGUUUCUGUAUACGCCAAUACACAUGACGGAGGGAGGAACAACUUACAGAGUACUUACAUAUUAAGUAAACCUUUGUUUUGAUUUAUUUGUAUGCAAUUAUUGUUCACGUCCAUGUUAACACUUUCAUUGGAUGAAUCUCUUAUCAUUGGACACAAUGACAAGGUUUGUGGUAGCCUCUAGACAGAGACUUACAAAUCAUAAAGCGAUAUGUAUCUGUCGGAAAAUCAUAUUGAAUAUUAUUUUUCUCGGUGAAUAUUACAGUGGCGGAUUUAGGUCUUCAUCUAAAUUUGGGGUAGGGGGCUGUCGUUCAAAAGCUUAAGAUACGAGGGUGGCCAAGCGUCGAAAACAUUUUUCUCAUCCUAGUGGGGUUCAGUCAAGCCUAAAGAUGGGAGCCAGAGAGGUCCCAGCCUCUCCCUGGAUCCUCCAUUUUUAAAAAUAUCCUGAAAUAGCUGAACGUAGCUUGCAGGAGGAUCGCCAACGAUUUGACUUGAAAUUAUAGCGGUAGCAGCAGAAUUGUUAACUACUGGCGCUUUAUAAGCCAUCAUUUAGAUCGUAAAUAACAUGAAAAACCUCAAGUUGACUCUUCUGUAGGAAAAAAAAAAUUCUUAAAUUAUUACGUCAGCUAAUUGAAUUGACGGUUAAAUGAUUCUUCUAAGUAUUCUUGUACUUUGAUAUUGCAGCUUCUUUGUACAAGUCAAGUAUAUUAGGCGGCUUUUUCGUGAGUGGUACCAUUCCUUUGUUCUAUGAGUUGACUGUGGAAUCUACAUACCCCAUAGCUGAAGGAAUUACUACGGGAAUGUUAACCCUCAUUAACAACUCAUUCACUGUUAUCUUCUUGAUCAUCUUAAUGGUCCCAGGAGUCGGUAAGUGAAGACCAGUUAGAAUUUAGACGUCCUACCGGUGAAUUGAGCAAUUUUGAACUGUUUCCUCGCGCAUUGUUGAGUUAUGAAUGUGACUUGAUCUAACCAGAAAUGCUUCAAGAACCGGCCUGCAACUCCUCAAUGCUUCUCCUGGAAUUGUUUGAAAAAUUUCCGUUGGCUUACAAGACCAAACAAUGUAUAUUUAACCUAUUCACCCCUGGGAAUUUUGUAGAAAAAAGCGUUUUGCAGCUGGUCCAGCCGUUUUCUGGUCACUCUCUGGCUAUCAAGAGCUGAAACAUACCAAACAGUCGUUUCCAGGUUGUUCAAUUCCAAAUGCACAAUAUCAGCUUGCGAAGUUUGAGCAUGCGCAGAAACAUUUUGGGUGUAAAGGGACACAGCAGUCUUGAUAUUUUCUUUUCGCCGUCUCUGCUCCCCUCUUCUUUCGCUCUCCUUACUGCGUUUUCUUUCUUUUGCUGUGCAUGUACUAGGCUUCAUUUCGGAGGGAAAUGGUUUUGGGGAGCAAGCUUUUAGGGUUGUAGUAUUAGAUGAUGCUAAGCGUGGGUGGGUAGUUGAACAAGAUUUUUAUCGGAAUUCUCGGGUCAGCUUUACGUGGUUUUUGCCUUUUUCUCCGACCUUCUUGACUAAAUCGUGCUCAUUGUGGUUUGGUUUGAAAAUCUUUUCCCCUGUACAAUAAUAAAGUUGUCUUUGACGUCACUGGGCUGCGAGGGACAACGGUCCGUCCGGGCGGUUCAGGGGCGAAUGGAUUAACAAGAGUUCUCACGCAUCAGGACGUAAGACUUGUGCGUUACAAUUCAAUAAAACAUGCGCUCGCGUAUGGCACGUGCGUUUUGUCGAUAGAACAGACUGGAAAUAGGCAUGUUUCGUUAAACCUCUAAAACGGUUCGUGCGAAAAGUAGUUUUCGACUACUGCAAACUUACUAGGAACACUAAAUGGCGCGCUCACAGUCUUGGUUUGGUCAAAUAAAAACAAGUCUCAUGUCCUUUUUUUCAGGCACUGUAUGGAUGAACUGGUGUAUGUUUGGCGCAUGCGCAGGCUGUAUUCCAAUACUGCUGGGGUUUCACGAGAACUACCGAAGGCUCAGCAUAGACAAAGAAGAUUCAUCAAAGGAACUGAAAGCACAAGAAACCGAUAAGAUCUCCAAGAAGCUAAAAUCUCCCAUUGGCUCACUCCUUUCUUUUACACACGUCGAUGAACUAGUCCACAAGCUAAAGAAGGCAAAGGAAUCAAAUAUUUAAUUUGAAGUAUUACCUGUAAAAAAAAAAUGAUUAUUUAUUUUUAAAAUCUUCAUGGGUUCGAGUUCUUACCAUUCCGGUCAGAAUAUUUUUAAAGGGUAUUGUUGAGACUCUAAAGUAAAUAGAUGUCGGAAAAAAUAACAAUAUUUUAAUAAGAUGCAGGAUCGUGAUUUGCUGUAAUAUUACUGUCCCGUUUGUUUGAAAUCCGGUCGGGAGAUUUCGGCUGAAAUUAUUCGGACUGGAGAGAAAGGGAAACUGGGAUAGAUUCAGUUAGUUAAUUUUGGUAUCGCUUUUCAUGAUUAGUGGGUAACAGACAUAAAAAGAGGCCAAGGUUCGUCGGAGUGAACCAAGCAGAAAACCGACUAAUUAGAAAGACACACUGGAGCAAGGCACUAGAUUGAAGGAGUAGGGGUUAACUCUGGAUGUUGGAUGUUUACAUCUCCCUUGUUUCUGAUUUCCUUUACCCCUAUUAUACCAAGGGCCAAAAAAUAUUUCAGAGAUGUUGCGCAUGCAGGUAAAAUAAUAAUUAGACAUGAUUUUCGGUCUGUAGACCAUAACCUUUUGGCUUCUUUAUGCGGAGUUUCUGAAGGUAUAUUCAACGGAGACGAAUUAAUUGCUGGAUGAAGUUUUUGUAGUGUUUAUUUUUCGUUGAAAGAAAAGUAACACUUCAUUUUUGUGUUAUAGUUUAGGUCAUUUGACGGUUGGAGGGUUCAUUUCUCGUCUUUUCCCGGGUUGGCUUGGCCUUAAAUCCUCGUGAGACUUAAUGUACAUGCAUUAAAAGAUUGAAUCAAAAUUAUUCCUUUCAGAGAACUAAUUAGUUAGAUCAAUAAAUGGUUUAAAAGUUCACGGCUUGAAAACGUUAAAACUUAAGCUCAUAUCCAAACCAAUGCGUUUACGUGUUAACAAAAACGCAUCGAAAGCUCCGCCUACCUCCACGUUAACGUGUUCUCGUCAUUGUCACACGUUACGUGUAAUAAUGAAACACUAAAUCGGAUGAAAAGGCACUCUACUUUGCCCUUUGAAUUUAAAUCUCCUAAAUAUUUAAUGAUGUAUAAUAAAAAUAUGUGCAAAUUUUCAAAUAAAAACGCAUCAAUGUGGAAGGGGUCUGAUGGAAACUAUUUCAGCGGCUGAUACGGCAGAAUUCACUUAACGUGCCGUGUGUGAUAGUUAACUUCACUCCGAUCUUAUGGUCAAAUGUUGGGGAAGCCUCUGCUUUUAUCUAUCGCUCGCCUCCCGAGUUUUAUCGGCCAAAUGUCGCGCGCACACAACACCAUUUGUCUUUUGAGUCCUCAGAAUUCAGUGCACAAAAAGUUUUUUUUUCCGCCGGUCCAGUUAGAACAAGUUUAAAAUCUGCAUUUCUGUGGUUGCCUUCCCAACUACUUCUACGACUAUACGUUUUUCAGCUAAAUAUGUGAUAAAUGUUGACGUUAUUAUUAUCAUUCCGUUUGUAAAUUAGCUUUCAAAUACUAAUCUAUUUAUAUUUAAGAAACCAGAA
Porites lobata is the source of this 23111-nucleotide messenger RNA. Lineage: Eukaryota; Metazoa; Cnidaria; Anthozoa; Scleractinia; Poritidae. The record is from the annotation of a GenBank genome assembly.